GACAAAAGGGAAACUGCCUCUGUUCGCCGGGCCGGCUCGGAGCUGCCGGAUCGUUCGCCUCCCGGCCGGCUCCGUGAGCCUCCUCCCCCCUGCCUACCCUCGGCUGCUGCUCCGCCUCCCUCCCCGCGGGCUGUCCCCGCAGUGCUCCGGGACCCAGCCAGCCUUCGGGGCGCGCGUCGCUGCUGGUGGUUGGGGCUCUAGCGAUAAUAAAUGAUAGAGGAUACAAUGACUUUGCUGUCUCUCCUGGGUCGCAUCAUGCGCUACUUCUUGCUGAGACCCGAGACGCUCUUCCUGCUGUGCAUCAGCCUGGCGCUGUGGAGUUACUUCUUCCACACGGACGAGGUGAAGACCAUCGUCAAGUCCAGCCGGGACGCCGUGAAGAUGGUGAAGGGCAAGGUGGCCGAGAUCAUGCAGAACGAUCGACUGGGGGGGCUCGACGUGCUGGAGGCUGAGUUCUCCAAGACCUGGGAGUUCAAGAGCCACAAUGUGGCGGUGUAUUCCAUCCAGGGUCGGAGAGACCACAUGGAGGACCGUUUCGAAGUUCUUACGGACCUAGCCAACAAGACGCACCCCUCUAUCUUCGGGAUCUUCGACGGGCACGGGGGCGAGUUUGGGUUAUUUCUCCAGGGUGGAUUUCCAGAAGUGGGAUUUCUGGAUCAGAGAAGAAGUGAAGAAAUCAGUAUUCAUGGUACAUCAAAUUUAUGGAAGAAGUAUUCAUCUUGGAAAAAGGAGAUACAAGAUAAUUUCAACCAAAGACAGAAUGAUGUUUCCAGAUAAUCAAUAAUACCUCCUCUUUGUUAAGGAGCCAGUUGGGCAAUAAAGGAAACGUCCUCUUCCAGUUUUACAGAUUGGCUGGUUCUGUCUUUCAUGUUCAUUGUCAGAGACUUAGGCCGUAGCAAAAGUAAAUUCAAGACACACCUAGCUAGUGCAUUAUUUGGAAGUUUUUGGUUGUAGGUGACAUAGAACUCAAGUGGAAGCAGCUUAAACUCUAGGUUUAUUUAUUAUCUCACGUAACAAAUGUCCUGGAAGUAGGUGUUUCCAAGGUUGGUUGAUUCACCAGCUCAGUGACUUCCAGUCUUUGUAUAACUACAUCCAGAGAGGUGAAAAAGAAACUGUACCUGUCCUGCAUUCUUAAAGCCUGAGGAAAACCUAUCUAGAAACUACUACUCAAAAAAAAAAAAAAAA
Molecule: messenger RNA, 1185 nt
Organism: Odocoileus virginianus texanus
Lineage: Eukaryota; Metazoa; Chordata; Mammalia; Artiodactyla; Cervidae
Source: RefSeq, a predicted model, not a curated record